UCCUGAUUUACUUUCGUUGCUCCAUAACCUGAGUGCCACUGAUCAUCGCUCACGCAACGUGGUAUCGCCCUGCGCUGAUCUCCAAGGCUCUCUGUGAAGCUUUGCCCCUGGAGGCUUAGCAAAACUGGGUUUGGGGUGCUGGUGGAUUCCAUUAGUACUUAAGCUGACUUUGUUUGAAUUUCGCCUGACGGUCGCUGAGCUUCUGCAGUAACAACUCACAAUGGCGCCGGGAGCUAAGCGAAGAAAUACGAACGAGGCCGGACCUUCUCAUGAUGGACUCGGCGUGGCCGCCAAGCAGAUGCGGCAAGAUGCAGUGGACGAACAGAACGCUGACGUCGCGCAGCAGCAAGCCGCUCCUCAGGGCGACGCGGACAAGUGGUCUGCGAUGCGGCUGCGGUGCUCCUCCAAGACGAUGCGCGACGAGGCCGCGCUGCAAGACUUCCUGGCGACGCUGGCGGAGGCGCCCCAACUCGCGGCGCUGGAGCUGUCGCUGGGCAACAGGCCGGGCACCCGGACGGCCCUGCUUCAGGUGCUCGUUGCGCUCCACACGGCCACGCCCAGAAUCAAGGAGCUUGUCUUGACCUUCGGCGAGGCCAGCCUGGACAGCGUGAUCGCGCUGCUGGGCCGCGUGAGGGGCCACCUGGAGAAGCUGGUCGUGUCCGCGCCCUACCAGCACGCCGCGUACGACGCCCCGGGCGCCCUGCAGCGCUUCUGGACCGCGCUGGAGGAAACCGGCCUCACGACGCUCGAGCUCCCCGGAUACUGCCUGAACUUGCAGGGCUCCACGAAGGUGAAGCUGGUGCCCGCCAAGUGGCGCCUCCAGAGCCUGUCGGUGACGUUCGGGCCGCCGUGCACCAAGCGGACCCUGCUGCCCGCGCUGAUCCGGGCCAACGCCAAGUCCCUGCGCAAGGCGAAGGUGGGCGGCGUCUCGAUGCACCCGACCGACCUGGCGGCCGCGUUCACCGCCCUGGCCGCGUGCAAGGGACUCGUCGACGCCACGGUGCCCUGCUGCAAGAGCGUCGCCGUGCUGGAGGGCUGCGCCGAGCUCACCAAGAUCGACUUCACCGCCGCCCACCUCCUCAUGGCGGGCACGGCCGGCGAGGACGUGAGGGCCGUCGCCAAGGUGCUGGCCAAGCCGGCCGUCGCGGAGCGCGUGGACGACCUGACGCUCACGUUCUUCAAGUUCGGCGUGACCAAGCAGUUGGCGCAGGGCCUGUACAAGUCAGUCCGCGGCAUGCGCAAGCUCAAGACCCUGUCCGUGGCCUUCUGCACCGGCUUCCCCUCGGCGUUCAAGAACAUCCUCAAGAGCCAGCCGCUGCUCGAGCACCUGCACCUGGACGACGGCGACGAGCCGGCCUGGCAGCCCCGCGUGCUGGCGGACAUCACCCCCGCCAACGCCCCCUGCCUCAAGUCCGUGCGGCUGCACCCGGGGCUGCUCAGCGAGCAGGGCAAGCUGCAGGACGCGGCGCGCGCCAUCGAGCAGCGCUUCGCCGCGGCGGGCCGCCCCGUGGAGGUGGUGCUCGGCAAGCGCAACGUCGACAGGCCGGACGAUUCCUCGGACGAGGAGGACGACGACGAAGAAGGCGCGGCACCCAACCCAGGAUGUGCCAUCGCGUAGAGAUCAAAGUCCGGGACCGUCGGACCGUCACUGCUGAUGAGCUUCGCAGUGUGAAGAAUAGCCCACAGACUGGCCACAGAUGAAUGAUGUGUGACUUAACCGUGAUCUCUUACAGUGUCCGUUUGCUGUGGAAGUUUUUAAUUUGCUUUAUUUUUAUGUCGUGUCGACUGCCUUUCACUUGAAAUGGUUACGUAUCCGUCGGUCAAUCUUUCUAGUUUUCUAUUUUAUUGUGCGAUUCUCUUUACGGUAGAUCAUGGAGUACUCGUUGAAUCCUUCAGUCACCUUGACAUGUGUUGUAUUUUUAAAUUUUUGACUGCCAGUCUCUGAAUUGUGACUUCGUGCUUCAUAGCUAUUAAGGUAGUCGCAAGUCAGUAGUGACCCUUUUCUAAUUAUAAAUUCUGUAUACGACUGUGGCUAUUAUGGUGUGAAUAAUAAUUGAUCAAUUUCAUCUAUA
Messenger RNA from Thrips palmi, 2072 nucleotides. RefSeq lists its product as uncharacterized. NCBI's taxonomy places the organism in Eukaryota, Metazoa, Arthropoda, Insecta, Thysanoptera, Thripidae. The transcript is spliced from 7 exons. The coding region runs from base 221 to 1618 and encodes 465 amino acids. The record is from RefSeq and is a predicted model, not a curated record.